This is a messenger RNA of Acyrthosiphon pisum (pea aphid), 3873 nucleotides long. RefSeq names its product zinc finger MYM-type protein 1-like. Gene Ontology annotation, molecular function: protein dimerization activity. Lineage: Eukaryota; Metazoa; Arthropoda; Insecta; Hemiptera; Aphididae. The record is from RefSeq and is a predicted model, not a curated record. The transcript is spliced from 19 exons. The coding region runs from base 1578 to 3839 and encodes 753 amino acids.
UUAAUGAUUUUACUCAGUCUGCUGGAGGAUCUACAUGCCCAGAGAAUAAUGAAUCUGUUGAUGCAUCAAAUGUAGAAUGUAUUUCGAUAAAUGAUUUUACUCAGUCUGCUGGAGGAUCUACAUGCCCAGAGAAUAAUGAAUCUGUUGAUGCAUCAAAUGUAGAAUGUAUUUCGAUAAAUGAUUUUACUCAGUCUGCUGGAGGAUCUACAUGCCCAGAGAAUAAUGAAUCUGUUGAUGCAUCAAAUGUAGAAUGUAUUUCAAUAAAUGAUUUUACUCGGUCUGCUGGAGGAUCUACAUACCCAGAGAAUAAUGAAUCUGUUGAUGCAUCAAAUGUAGAAUGUAUUUCAAUAAAUGAUUUUACUCAGUCUGCUGGAGGAUCUACAUGCCCAGAGAAUAAUGAAUCUGUUGAUGCAUCAAAUGUAGAAUGUAUUUCGAUAAAUGAUUUUACUCAGUCUGCUGGAGGAUCUACAUGCCCAGAGAAUAAUGAAUCUGUUGAUGCAUCAAAUGUAGAAUGUAUUUCGAUAAAUGAUUUUACUCAGUCUGCUGGAGGAUCUACAUGCCCAGAGAAUAAUGAAUCUGUUGAUGCAUCAAAUGUAGAAUGUAUUUCAAUAAAUGAUUUUACUCGGUCUGCUGGAGUAUCUACAUGCCCAGAGAAUAAUGAAUCUGUUGAUGCACCAAAUGUAGAAUCUAUUUCAAUAAAUGAUUUUACUCAGUCUGCUGGAGGAUCUACAUGCCCAGAGAAUAAUGAAUCUGUUGAUGCAUCAAAUGUAGAAUGUAUUUCGAUAAAUGAUUUUACUCAGUCUGCUGGAGGAUCUACAUGCCCAGAGAAUAAUGAAUCUGUUGAUGCAUCAAAUGUAGAAUGUAUUUCGAUAAAUGAUUUUACUCAGUCUGCUGGAGGAUCUACAUGCCCAGAGAAUAAUGAAUCUGUUGAUGCAUCAAAUGUAGAAUGUAUUUCGAUAAAUGAUUUUACUCAGUCUGCUGGAGGAUCUACAUGCCCAGAGAAUAAUGAAUCUGUUGAUGCAUCAAAUGUAGAAUGUAUUUCAAUAAAUGAUUUUACUCGGUCUGCUGGAGGAUCUACAUACCCAGAGAAUAAUGAAUCUGUUGAUGCAUCAAAUGUAGAAUGUAUUUCAAUAAAUGAUUUUACUCAGUCUGCUGGAGGAUCUACAUGCCCAGAGAAUAAUGAAUCUGUUGAUGCAUCAAAUGUAGAAUGUAUUUCAAUAAAUGAUUUUACUCGGUCUGCUGGAGGAUCUACAUACCCAGAGAAUAAUGAAUCUGUUGAUGCAUCAAAUGUAGAAUGUAUUUCAAUAAAUGAUUUUACUCAGUCUGCUGGAGGAUCUACAUGCCCAGAGAAUAAUGAAUCUGUUGAUGCAUCAAAUGUAGAAUAUAUUUCAAUAAAUGAUUUUACUCAGUCUGCUGGAGGAUCUACAUAUAUAGAAGUCAAUAAAUAUGCAAAUGAUCCAGCUUUGAUUCCUCAAUUUGUGUCAAGUUCAUUAUUAAGUUAUCUUGUUGACUUAGGACCUUGUCAGCCGUUACCCAAUGAAUUAAUUGGUAAUAUUUUUCCUGUUAAGACAGACUCUAUGGGUAGAAGCCGUUCUUUCCACGAAUCAUAUUAUUAUAUUAAAGAAACUGUAAAUCAAUUACCAACAAAAAGAUUAUGGCUUUCCUACUCUCCUUCUUCUGACCGCAUAUAUUGUUAUUCUUGCAAGUUAUUCGGAUUUACUAAAGCCAAAAAAUCAGUCAUGGCCAAUGGAUCAAAUGAUUGGACAAAUCUCAAUAGAAAUAUAAAGAAUCAUGAAUGCAGCACUGAACAUUUAGAAUCUGAAGUUAGUCGGGGAUUGUACCAAAAAAAUUAUAGAAUUGAUUUGCAUAUAAUGGAAAAUGCAAAUAGAAAUGUUGCUGAGAAUCGAGAAGUUCUUCGUGUCAUCAUUGAAAUUAUAAUAUUUACUGCACGUCAGAAUAUAGCCCUUAGAGGACAUGAUGAAAAGUUAACUUCAAACAAUAGAGGUAAUUUUUUAGAAUUAGUAGAGCUUCUUAGUCAUCAUAAUGCUGUUUUAAAAAUACACUUAGAUAAAUUAAAAAAAAAAAAAAUUAAUAGACUUACUUUUUUAUCACAAUUAAGUCAAAAUAAAAUUCUUAACAUUUUGGGUGAAUUAGUAAGAUGCUCAAUUUUAACUAGAAUUAAAAAAGCUGGAUUGUUAUCAGUCAUUAUUGAUACAACCACUGAUGUCGCAAAUAUUGAACAGUUUUCAUUUAUUAUAAGAUUUGUUAAUAUACAUGGUGCGAUUGAAGAAAGGCUUGUAGCAUUAGAGGCUGCAGCUGAUGGGACUGGAAAAGGAUUGUAUGAAAAGUUUUGUGAAAUAACAGAGAAACAUAACAUUGAUUGGAAGAAAAACUUAUGUGCGCAGGCGUACGAUGGUGCUGCUGCAAUGCAAGGAACUUAUUCAGGGUUACGUACAUUUAUUCAACGCGAAAACUCAAAGGCGAUAUAUGUAUGGUGCUUUGCACACUUAUUAAAUCUAGUUGUGGUUGAUACCUGUGACUCUUGUAGUGACACAAAAAAUUUUUUUGGUCACUUGCAAUCAGUGAUUGAAUUCAUGAGGGCUAGGAAAAGAACCGCUGUGUUUAUUGAUUGUCAACGUGAUUUAUAUCCAGAAGAACGGAUUUGUCGUAUGAAAAGUUUUUCUAAUACGAGAUGGACAUCUCACGAUCGUGUAAUUAAUGUUGUAUACAAACGAUUUAAAGCAUUAUUAAAAUCAUUAAUUAUUUUGGAAUCAUUCAAUGAUAGAGUAACGUCUUCAAAUGCUAGUAUAUUUAAAAAUAUUUGUUCAACAUUUAGUUUUGUUGUAACAUUAAUUUUUAUGAAAAAAGUUUUUUCGGUCACCACACCACUAUCCAACUAUUUACAGUCAAAAUCACUGGACUUUAUUGAGGCAUUAAGACUUGUGAAUAACGCAAAAGAAAAUUUACUAUUAAUGCGCUCUGACAUCAAAUAUGAACAAAUUAUAAAUGAAGCCAAACAAUUUUGUGAAGAACAUGAUCUGCCUGAAAAGGACUUUAAAACUAUUAGAUCGAAAAAACGGAAGAGGCAAAUUGAUGAAGAUGAAAAUACAAAUGAAGUAAAUUUAAAUUCACCAUUUGAAAAAUAUAAAAUAAACACAUAUUUUAUGGCUUUGGAUAAAAUAACAACAUCAUUUAUAUCACGAUUCAGUGGGGCUCAAAAUAUUUUAAAAGACUUAGCUUUACUGUCACCUGAGCGUCUAAUUGAAUUUGGAAAAGAUCCCGAGCAAGAGUUACCAAACAAUUGCUUUAAUUAUGUUGCAGAAUGGAUAGAUGGUAUAUCAUUAGAAAAUUUAAAAAAUGAAUACAAAGUGUUUAGUACUAGUGUAGUAUCUUUGCAUGAUGGAAAUAAAUUUCCGGCCAAUCUUCACAACACAAGCAUUAUUGAUGAAACAACAUCAGAAUUAAACCAAGAAACCUUACAAACCAGUGAAUCAGAAAUUGACCAUGAAGAAAGCGAAGCAAUAUGUUACAACAAUACUAUUACUGUAUCCAGUAUUUUACAUGUUUUAACAAGUUUUGAUUUGGUAUCUGCGUUCCCAAACUUAUAUCUGGCUUACAAGGCAUUAGGAACAGUACCAGCAUCUUCAGCGUCAGCCGAACGAAGCUUUUCUAAGGUAAAAUUAGUAAAGACGAGACUACGUUCAACAAUGGGUGAAGAACGACUUGAAAGUCUCAUUCUUUUAAGUUGUGAAAAGGAUAUAGAUAUAAAUAUUGAAGAAGCAAUAAACAGAUUUGGUUGUUCUUCGGAUUUACUAAAAUCACACCUUAUGUUUAAAUAAAUAGUAAUUUCAUAAUUUAGUUGAGUUAUUUACU